UCAGAACUGUUGCACCUGCCUUAUUGGGAUCCCACAUGCUUCAUAGUUGUCAAGGCAAUGCACCACUUCUUCCUCAGAGAUCUCCAACACCUCUGUCAUAAAGUGUUUUGUAUGAAUGCUGAUACACAAUCUGCUGGCAAAACUCAUGUCAAACCCCACACUCCUAAGGAACAAUGGCAAGAACUCAAGGCCAGAAUUAAAGCCAUCAAGAAGCACUCCUUGACAGCACUA
Molecule: messenger RNA, 231 nt
Organism: Pisolithus orientalis
Lineage: Eukaryota; Fungi; Basidiomycota; Agaricomycetes; Boletales; Pisolithaceae
Exons: 1
Source: RefSeq, a predicted model, not a curated record